This is a messenger RNA of Homalodisca vitripennis (glassy-winged sharpshooter), 1076 nucleotides long. RefSeq names its product mitochondrial 2-oxoglutarate/malate carrier protein-like. The record is from RefSeq and is a predicted model, not a curated record. The transcript has 6 exons. Bases 142 to 1056 code for a protein of 304 amino acids. NCBI's taxonomy places the organism in Eukaryota, Metazoa, Arthropoda, Insecta, Hemiptera, Cicadellidae. Gene Ontology annotation, biological process: oxaloacetate transport; malate transmembrane transport; phosphate ion transmembrane transport. Gene Ontology annotation, molecular function: antiporter activity; malate transmembrane transporter activity; succinate transmembrane transporter activity.
UUUACCAAACACAUGGUUUUUUAAGAAUUUGAUACCGGUUUCGUAUUAUUUUAAGUUACAAAAUUAAAGUGACAGUUUAUUUUCUACUAAAAUUAUAAUUGAAUUUCACGUUUUACAGUUACAAAUUGAAAUUAUUGUGGAAUGGGAUCGCAAGGAAAACCAGUUCACGUGCCAAAUUAUGCAAAAUUUAUUAUUGGAGGACUAAGUGGAAUGACAGGGACAUUGAUUGUCCAGCCACUGGAUUUAAUUAAGAAUAGAAUGCAGUUAAGUGGAGAAGGAGGGGCGGAGAGAGACUACACAUCAUCAAUAGAUGCGACGCGUAAAAUAUUGAAACGGGAAGGAAUUCGUGGCCUAUAUUCUGGUAUGUCAGCAAAUCUGUUCCGACAAGCAACGUACACUACCCUACGCAUGGGCAUGUAUCAGAUGACAUUGGAAUAUCUUUACAGUAUUGGAUAUUCAGGACUGACGCCUCAAGUGACAUCGGGAUUGUUGGCAGGAUUUGCCGGAUCAUUUAUAGCUACGCCAUCUGAUGUGGCUUUUGUUAGGAUGACUGCAGAUGGAAAGCUACCUCCUUCAGAGAGACGAAACUACAAAAAUAUAUUUGAUGCCCUCAAACGUUUAGCUAUCGAAGAAGGGAGAAAAGGAAUGUUUGCUGGGCUCAGUCCUACAAUUUUAAGGGCAAUGUUUGCUAAUGUUACACAGCUUGUCAGCUACACUCGGGCGAAAGAUUUUCUUAUAAACAAUGGAUACAUGGAGGAUGACAUAAAUUGCCACUUGACAAGUAGUGUAGUCUCUGGAAUGGUGUACUCUGUUUCAACGAUCCCACUAGAUGUUGCAAAGACUAGGAUUCAGCAAAUGAAGUCAUCUGAAGCAGGAAUUCCAAUGUAUAGUGGAUUGGUUGAUGUUUUUGUGAAGACUGUCAAAAAUGAAGGAGUCCUAGCACUUUGGAAAGGGUUUGGCCCUUUCUACGUAAGAGUGGCUCCAUUUACUAUUAUACUAUUCGUAGUUAACGAACAACUCCUAGCAAUGUACAAACAAUACGUUAUCGGUAUAUAAUAAUAAAUUGUUAGCAAAUA